Molecule: messenger RNA, 1533 nt
Organism: Nannizzia gypsea CBS 118893
Lineage: Eukaryota; Fungi; Ascomycota; Eurotiomycetes; Onygenales; Arthrodermataceae
Product: 4-hydroxyacetophenone monooxygenase
Exons: 6
Coding region: 1-1533 (510 amino acids)
Molecular function (GO): N,N-dimethylaniline monooxygenase activity; NADP binding; flavin adenine dinucleotide binding
Source: RefSeq, a predicted model, not a curated record
AUGGUUACCAAAGAUUCUGCUCAUGGUUCUUCGUACAGCCAGGUUGCCUGCAUAGGCGCUGGUAUGUCUGCAACAGCCCUAGGAGUGACGCUGAAACGAUGGUAUCAAAUCGAUGAUAUCAGGUUCUUUGAACGGCGGCCAGCUGCUGGUGGAACUUGGGAGGCAAACACUUAUCCAGGAUGCGCCUGUGAUGUUCCUAGCGCUCUUUAUAGCUUUUCUUUCGCUCUCAGUCCGAACUGGACCGAGCUGAUGCCACGGUCAGAAGAGAUCAGAGAGUAUCAUGAAGGCGUCGCUGAUGCGUACAAUAUACGAGACCGCGUUUCUCUCUCUACUGAGGUGGUUAAAUCUGUCUGGCAGGAGGAUUGCUCCCGGUGGCUUCUCUUUCUAAGAGAAGCCAAUACCGGACGGGAGUUUACGCAUGAAUGCCAGGUCCUGUUCAGCGCAAUUGGACUGCUUGUCAAGCCUCGAGAGUGUGAUAUCCCUGGAAAGGAGUCCUUCAAGGGCCAUAUUUUCCAUUCUGCCAGGUGGAAUCACAGUGUCUCCCUGGAAGGGAAGAAUGUCAUCGUUAUUGGUAAUGGUUGUACGGCGACGCAGAUUGUCCCUGCGAUUGCAAACAAGACCAAGUCUCUCACACAGAUUGUUCGGUCAAAACACUGGAUAGUACCGUCUAUCAACUUCAAAUAUCCUCCAUAUGCACUCUGGAUACUGCGUAAUAUCCCAUUUGCAAUGCGACUGCUGCGGUUUCUCGUCUAUCUCGGGGCAGAGUCAGCGUUCUCAAUGUUUUAUAUGACUGAAAAGGGCAAAAGACUACGCCAGGGUAAGCGGACUAGAACAGAGAGGUUCAUGAGAAAGAGAGCCCCUGAGAAAUACCAUGAUAUACUCAUACCAGAUUUUGAAAUCGGCUGCAAGCGUCGCAUAUUCGACACUGGAUACCUUAAGGCACUUCAUAAUGAAAAUCUACUGCUGACGGAUGCGAAGAUCCUGAAAAUCGUCCCUGAUGGGCUGCAGACAGGUGACGGCUUCAUCCCUGCCGAUGUCAUUGUCCUGGCUACUGGGUUCGACACAAGCGAGUACCUGAACGGAAACAUUAAUAUACUUGGGCGUGGGGGUAAAUCCGUUGCAGAACACUGGGAUGAAUACGGCGGCCCUGAAGCAUACAAUAGCUCUGCCAUGCAUGGUUUUCCAAACUUUUUUAUGUUAUUGGGCCCGAAUACCGCAACAGGCCAUACAUCAGCUUUAAUGGCAGCAGAAAACUCUGUAAAUUACGCCCUCCGCAUUCUCAAGCCAGUUCUCAUGAACAACGCCACAUCAGUUGAGGUAAAGCAAGAGGCUGAGAGCGUCUACGUCAACAAAGUCCAAGCUGCCCUCCAGAAGACCGUUUUCCAUUCGGGCUGUCGAUCGUGGUAUGUGAAUGACAAGGGCUGGAAUGGCACAACGUACCCCUGGCCACAGUCUUACUUCUGGUACCGGAGCUUAUUCCCUUGCUGGUCGGAUUGGGAUAUUAAGGUAGGACCCUCAACCUGGUUAUAUUAA